Molecule: messenger RNA, 1065 nt
Organism: Cladophialophora yegresii CBS 114405
Lineage: Eukaryota; Fungi; Ascomycota; Eurotiomycetes; Chaetothyriales; Herpotrichiellaceae
Exons: 1
Coding region: 1-1065 (354 amino acids)
Source: RefSeq, a predicted model, not a curated record
AUGCCGACGAUAUUAUUACCCGCCUCUGCCGCGGCCUUUGCGCCGCGAUCGACUUGCAACGUGGUGCUCAAUACCAAGGUCGAACCUUGGCUGACAGCGACCCUCAAGCGAAUCAACAAGAUCAAGCGACCACUCAACAGUGUUCCUCAACACACUCGAUGUUUGACCGAGACCCUGUCUUCACCUAAUGCUAUCUGGACGCUAUGCUCGUUAAUGGUGCCCAAGGCGCCGGAGACGGAACUCAGGAAAGACUCAAACCCACUCGUGGAGGCGCUGUUCAACUAUCAGUUAAUUCAUGUCGAGGCCUACGUGGUCCACAUCGACAUGGUCUCGCAGAACGAGGUUGCUUUUAAGCUGACGACCGACACCAUUGAUUCGCUGGUCGAAUAUCACAAAGAAGUCUUCUCCAUCGACACCAACGCCAACACUUGGAGCUGGUCAGAGAAGGAACAGCAGCUGAAGAAACUGCAGGAGGAGUUCGUACAGGCGGCCAACAAGUUCGUCUACCGGACAAGCGCCCUUGCCUUGGAGGGCAUGGAAGAAGAUGGUGCCGGUGAGCUGCUGUGUGGCCGGAGCGACGAAGUUCGCCAGGCCAUCAUGGGCCUCUUCGUCCCUCUUUUACCUCCGCCUCCGAGGGUCGUCGACGUUAUCCGGCCGACGCCGUUGCUGCCCAGUUCGACUGGCACGGAGCAAUGGUGGCCGUCACAUCAACUCCAUGCUCUUCAACCUGCGCCAGUGGAGGCAUGGAAGAUUGUCCCAUCCAGCCCGAGCCCGGUCUCAUCUUGUGAUUCACAUCACAAUAUCUGGUCGAGCGUGGGUAUGAAUGAGAUUCAGCUUCCAUCACCGACUCCAUCCUUCAGCCAACCCUACUCCUCAGCGGCAUACAACACUUCUCAGUACUACAGCGCUCCCGCAUACAGCGCUCCUACGACGGUAUCGUCAUUCGCGCCUCUACCCCUCCCAAGCAUGUUGGCUCAGCAGCCGUGCAGUACAUCUGCCAGCCUGAGUACCUUCGGUUGGGACCGGUAUCAAGAAUACGCGAUGCCGUAUGCCACUGCGAUGUAG